UCAAUAUUCUUUGAUCUCGAGUAUUGGAAAUACCUUCCUGUGAGGCAUGCCCUAGAUGUUAUGCACAUUGAGAAGAAUGUUUGCGAUAGUAUCAUUGGUACAUUGCUGGAGAUCCCUGGAAAAAAUAAAGAUGGGAUUGCUGCUCGAUUAGAUUUAUUGAACAUGGGGGUCAAAACUGAUUUGCAACCCGAGUAUGGAGAAAGACGUACUCGUUUGCCUCCUGGGCCUUGGAAUUUGUCAAGAGCAGAGAAGAGAGAGGUUUGCAAUUCUUUCUAUGGUAUGAAGGUCCCUGAAGGUUAUUCUUCAAAUAUUAAAAAUCUUGUAUCUUUACAAGAUUCAAGACUUCUUGGCCUUAAAUCACAUGAUUGUCAUACCUUAAUGCAACAAUUGCUCCCUGUGGCAAUUCGUUCUGUUUUGGAGAAGCCUGCAAGGUAUGCAAUAACUCGUUUGUGCUUCUUCUUCAAUGCUAUAUGUGCAAAGACUGUUGAUGUUUCCAAGCUAGAUAAGUUGGAAGAAGAUGUAGUAGUUACUCUGUGUUUGCUUGAGAAGUACUUUCCCCCUUCAUUCACCAUGGCAUCCAACAACUACCAAUGGCCGAGUGAGAGAAUGAAUCUAAAACCAGCUGGGGUCUUGGAAGUCGAUGCUAUGGCUUUGCUAACAGCACAAAUUUCUAACCUUACUAAAAAAGUUGAUUCUUUAAGUGUUAAUGCUAUAAACACUAGUACUAAUUUUGGUUGUGAACUUUGUGCAGGCCCUCAUCCAAGUUCAGAGUGUACCAAAGGGAACCCAUUUGCGUCCGCUGAGCAAGUCAAUCAGGUUGGAGAAUUUAAUCGACAAAGGAAUAAUCCUUAUUCCAAUACAUACAACCCCGGUUGGCGAAACCAUCCAAAUUUUUCAUGGAGCAACACUCAGAAUGUGCAGAGACCACCACCUGGUUUUCCGGCUCAAGAGAAGAAAAUAAAUUUGGAAGAUGCGCUUACUCAGUUGACUAUGUCUACCACCCAAUUCAUGACUGAAACAAAAACCCAAUUUCAGAAUCAGCAAGCUUCUAUUCAGAAUUUGGAAGUGCAAGUUGGCCAAUUAGCUAAUGUUAUAAGUGGAAGAAACCAAGGAGUAUUUCCAAGCCAACCUGAAGUUAACCCGAAAAAUCAAGAACAAGCAAAGGCAAUCACUCUUCGUAAAGGGAAGCAAGUAAAUACAGCAGUCGACUUGGAACAAGAAGCAUUAGAGAAAGAAAAAGAAGCUAAGAAGUCUGCAGCAGAAAUGGGGCAUGCAUCUUUACCACCAAUCACCACCACAGAAAAAUCCCAAGAAGAAGAAAAUUCUAUACCAAUUCCUUCUCCUCCACUGAAGCCAUAUGUCCCACAAAUCCCUUUUCCGCAGAGGUUGGGAAAAAAUAAAGUUGAUGGGCAGUUUGCAAAAUUCUUGGAGAUGUUCAGAAAGUUACAGAUCAACAUUCCUUUUGCUGAAGCUUUGGAACAAAUGCCAAGUUAUGCAAAAUUCAUGAAAGACAUUCUCUCCAAGAAGAGGAAAUUUGGAGAGCACGAGAAAAUCCAACUGACAGAAGAGUGCAGCGCCAUCCUACAACGGAAGCUUCCACCAAAACAAAAAGAUAGAGGAGUUUUAAAAUUCCAUGCACUAUUGGAAAUAAUUUCUUUGAAAGAGCUUUAUGUGAUUUGGAUGGCGGACAGGUCAAUCACAUACCCAGAUGGAAUUAUAGAAGAUGUUCUAGUAAAGGUUGAUACACUCAUAUUUCCGGCGGAUUUUCUGGUUUUGGAUAUGGAAGAAGAUUCUGACAUGCAUCUAAUUUUGGGCCGCCCAUUCUUGAUUACUUCACGCACUCUGAUUGACGUAGAAGAAGGGUUACUAACUUUGAGAGUUGGGAAUGAAAAAGCAACAUUCAAAGUUUUUGAAGCAAUUAAAUUUCCAAGAGAAGCGGAGGAUUGUUUUCACAUGGAAUUAAUUGAUGAAAUUGCUUCAGACACAUUUAAAAAGGAGAAUCCGAGCCAUCCAUUGGAAUCUACAUUGGUCCAUGCUGCUACCUCCCAAGAUGACAACCCCUUGGUUGCUGAAUAUGCCUUAUAUUUGGAUGCAUCACAACCAUACCACCCAAGGCGAAGGAAUCAGUUCGAACCACUAGGAGCGGCACCUCCUAAGGCUGCACCUUCGGUGAUUGCUGCACCCACACUUACUCUGAAGCCAUUGCCAACACAUUUGAGGUAUGCUUAUUUGGAAAAUUCUGAAACUUUACCAGUUAUGAUUGCUACCAAUUUGAAUGCUAGAAAGACUUGCUGGGCAUGCCUAUUACUCCUAGACGGAUACUCAGGAUAUAAUCAAAUUCCUAUCGCGCCUGAAGACCAAGAAAAAACGACCUUCACAUGUCCAUUUGGAACUUUUGCCUAUUGCCGUAUGCCUUUUGGGUUAUGUAACGCUCCUGCCACUUUUCAACGUUGCAUGAUGAGCAUUUUCUCGGACAUGGUGGAGCGAUUUAUUGAGGUAUUUAUGGAUGAUUUCUCUGUUUUCAGUUCAUCUUUUGAUUCUUGUUUGGAUAAUUUGGCAUUGGUGUUAGCAAGGGAUCAUGCAGCUUUGAAAUUUUUGCUUGCCAAGAAGGAAGCAAAACCAAGAUUGGCAUGUGGAGGCCAUUAUGGUGCUUCCAAGACUACGGCCAAGGUUCUACAAUCUGGAUUUUUCUGGCCUACUUUGUUUAAAGAUGCUCAAGACUUUGUUGCAAGAUGUGACCCUUGCCAACGUACAGGAAAUAUCUCUAGUCGAAACCAAAUGCCCUUGAAUAAUAUUUUGGAGGUGGAAUUGUUUGAUGUUUGGGGUAUUGACUUCAUGGGUCCGUUUCCGGCAUCAUAUGGGAAUUUGUAUAUUUUGGUUGCAGUGGAUUAUGUAUCCAAAUGGGUCGAAGCAGCUGCCCUACCCACGAAUGACGCCAAGGUUGUGGUCCGAUUUCUACGAAAGAAUAUUUUUACAAGAUUUGGGGUCCCUCGUGCAAUUAUUAGUGAUGGAGGUACGCAUUUUUGCAAUCGUCAAUUUAACUCCCUUCUUGCAAAAUAUGGCAUCACCCAUAAAGUGUCUACUCCCUACCAUCCGCAAACUAGUGGGCAAGUUGAAGUUUCGAAUAGGGAAUUGAAGAAAAUCUUGGAAAAGACGGUGAGUACCUCUAGGAAAGAUUGGUCAUUAAAAUUGGAUGAUACACUAUGGGCUUAUAGAACGGCGUUCAAAGCGCCAAUUGGGAUGUCACCAUAUAGACUGGUUUUUGGGAAAGCAUGCCACCUUCCGGUGGAAUUGGAGCAUAAAGCGUUUUGGGCUAUUAAAACGCUCAAUUUUGACAUGAGUUCGGCAGGGGAGAAGAGGAAGUUACAAUUGAAUGAGCUAGAGGAACUUCGAAAUGAAUCGUAUGAGAAUGCGAAAAUUUACAAGGACCGUACAAAGAAGUGGCAUGACAAGCACAUCUUGAAGAAGGAAUUUUAUGUAGGUCAAAGUGUUCUCCUCUACAACUCCCGGUUGAAACUUUUUCCUGGGAAACUUCGCUCUCGUUGGUCUGGACCAUUCACGGUGUUAACAGUGUAUCCUUAUGGGACAGUUGAAAUCAAGAAUGAUCGUGACGGUACAACUUUCAAAGUUAAUGGCCAUCGACUCAAACCUUAUGUGGCAGCUGCAUUUCUUGAGGAGGAAACCACUAUCCUCCUUGAUGACCCCAAGUAAACGCACCCUAAAGUCGAGCUAGUGACUCU
Messenger RNA from Prunus persica (peach), 3740 nucleotides. RefSeq lists its product as uncharacterized. Gene Ontology annotation, biological process: DNA integration. The annotation marks the transcript as partial. The record is from RefSeq and is a predicted model, not a curated record. Gene Ontology annotation, molecular function: nucleic acid binding. NCBI's taxonomy places the organism in Eukaryota, Viridiplantae, Streptophyta, Magnoliopsida, Rosales, Rosaceae. The transcript has 6 exons.